Messenger RNA from Umbelopsis ramanniana AG, 2345 nucleotides. RefSeq lists its product as uncharacterized. The coding region runs from base 43 to 2163 and encodes 706 amino acids. Lineage: Eukaryota; Fungi; Mucoromycota; Umbelopsidomycetes; Umbelopsidales; Umbelopsidaceae. The transcript is spliced from 5 exons. The record is from RefSeq and is a predicted model, not a curated record.
UAGAAACUCAGUGUCCCUUUUUGAUACAUUGCCUAGCAAUUAAUGGAGGCAAAGGAUAAUCCCCCGGCAGCAAGUCCUGACAAGAAGGAGGACGCCCCUAAAGAAAAAGAAGUUGUUGUAGAUUGGGCUCAAUCAGUCAAAGAUUCCAAGUGGGCAUCGGCCGAGCCCUCGCCUUCGCUCGACACAAGGAGUCCAAAGCAAGAUCCCAACACUUUAGCUUCGCAAUGGGCGAGUGCCGGCAAUUCGCAAAAUUCCUACGGAAGCAGGAAAAAUGUUGGAUAUGGAUAUAACAAUAAUUAUAAGAAGGACCAGUCAUACAACACGCGAAGUGGAGACUUUAGACGUAACAAUGGAUGGGACAGUCGUCCUUACGAUCGGUUUUCUCAGCAAAACGAUCAAAACCGAUCGAGAUAUGACAAUCAAGGCUACGAGCCUCGCAACUUUGAUAAACGAUUUGACAAGCGACAGCAAUACCAUAGUGAUCAAGCAUUUGACCGCCAAACAUUUUCACCCAGUAGCGAGUCGAAAUGGGCAACUGCCAACGUUUUGAACAAGUCAGGAAGCGAAGACCUGGCCCAAGGCGCCGCCAAAACCAAUGAUGCCUCUAGCUUAGAAACACGUCCGUGGAACAAGCGAUUUUUAGCCGGUCAGGACGAGUCGACGGCACCUUCAAAAUAUGAAACUAAAAACGACAGCAUGUCAUCAGAACUUGCUGCAGUGCAAACCGAGGUAGAUAUCAACAGAACAGAGGAGAAAGCCAAAGAUGAGGGCUCUCAAGAGCGCGGAGAAAUUCAAUUGCCUGUGACCCCAGAAACUACCAAUAUUUCUGAGGAUGAUAAAAAGUGUGAUAAUGAGGCUGUUGUGACUGAUUCGAACGCACUACAACAUGACGCAGAGAAGAAGAGUCAUGACGAGGGCAAGUCUCACAGCACCGAGCCUGAACAGCCACCCUCCAUCAAAAAGCGACCUUCAAUUGACAUUGGAUAUUGGGGCCGUCCUCCAACUGUCGACAGCGAAGCUACAGACGUUCAGGAUAACAGUCCUAAGAAGAGCCCUGGUGAUAAUAAACCAGCGACUUCUACUGUGAACAAGAAACAAAAAGAUUUUCAAGGUAGCAGCGCUUCUAUUUAUGCCUCCAAAGCGAGCGAGCAUAGUUCAAAGCCAGAAGGACAUGCGGAUGGUCACUCCAAGAAACCAUAUGGGUCCAGCGAACGCCAUAGUGCGUUUGCGGAGAGUCCAUCGCAGCAUAAUAACGGAAAGAAGGAUAGGAGCAAUACGCGACAUGCUAAUGUAGAACAUUCUAAGUCAGGGAAGACUGAAGACAGAAUAGCUACUGGUGGAUUCGUUAAACAUAAUAUAGAUGAAGAAGCAUUGAAUGCUAGGAUUGAACGUAUACGCCUUCAGAAUGAAAAGAUUCAACAAAGACAGAAGUUGAUCGAGGAGGAAGAGAAAGAGAUUGCAAAACAACUUCAGUCUGAGAAGGAAGAAAGAGAUCGAAGACGGAAGGAAGACGAAAAGCUUGAAGAAGCAGCCAGACUCGCUGCUGAGGAAGCAAAGCGUGAUCGAAUCGAGCGAGAGAAAAGAAUAGCAGAGGAAAUCAGGGUUGAGAGAGAAGCUAAUGCUGCGAGAAAAGUCAAAGCACUCGCUUCCAGAGACUGGGAUGCGGAGAAAGGUGACGACGACUUGUAUAUAAAGGAAGGACGAAAUAGAGGUGAUUUCAACAAUAGAGACAGAUCUUCGCGCAAUCACCGGGGACUCCCUGGUCGUGAAGCGGAAGAAGAUCGAAAGAAGCACGCGUCCGAAGCAAAGUCGUUCACGGUGACUGAAGAAAAGUGGCCCGACCUUGGUAGUGCUGUUGCGGGUACUCCCGCGAAGGCAGCCGUUUGGCCUGCACGCGCUGCAGCUGAGGCCAAGGUGCAGCAGAAGCAGGAAUCCGGCAAAGAAGCGCCUGUGAAGAGCCCACCUUCAUCAAAGGCAAGUGCGCCAAAAUUGGCAUCCUUGACUGCUCCUAGGAAAGCCGAGAUUGAGAAUGCCGAGGAAGGCAAGCAGAAAGACUCUAUCAGUUGGGAAGACAUCAUUGCCAAGCAGAAACCGGUGACGGAUUGGGCAACUGACUCACCAACAAAUGAAGACAUCAAUUUUGAAGAUUCGCCUUUCAAAUAGCUGGGUUGUCAUAUAUCUUCGUUAUAUCGCCGUAACGAGUGACUACAUUUUUGUCAGAUUCUUGCUUAAAACCAUGGUUACUUCUAUGUUUUGAAUUUUUAUUUUUUUACGGAAGUUCCUUCAUCACAAUCACGAUAACGAAAGGAAUAAAAGUUGUUUAUUCGUUGAAAAUACAGAAGUUC